Messenger RNA from Rhizoctonia solani, 552 nucleotides. RefSeq names its product MYND Zn-finger protein. The transcript has 5 exons. NCBI's taxonomy places the organism in Eukaryota, Fungi, Basidiomycota, Agaricomycetes, Cantharellales, Ceratobasidiaceae. The record is from RefSeq and is a predicted model, not a curated record. Bases 1 to 552 code for a protein of 183 amino acids.
AUGUCUUCUGGAUCCAUCCAACACUGGUGCUGGUGCGGACGCCUUUGCACUUCUUGGUGCUCUCGCUGCGAGCGACAAUGGUAUUGUUCAGCGGAGCAUCUCGAAGCUGACUGGCCAAGGCACAGAGCAGAGUGCGGAGCACUUUCUCAAUCGAAUUCAUCUGCUCAAGUCACUGUUCAAGCAAUGAUGUUUCCUGUUGACGGGGAGCGCCCUAAGCUCGUACCUAUAACCCUGCUAGAAUGGACUCCACGCCUUCAAAAUAUUGUAGGCCACGAAAGCGAGGUAUCGAGCAUGAUCAUCACCAAGGGAGUUGGAGGAGAAACCCUCCGCUUCCCUCUGCAUAUUUUCUUCCGUACCCACUUCUUGACUGACGGCUCCCGAACUAAUGCAUCUGUCUAUGGUUUGACACACGGACAGGCCAACUACCAAUGGAAAGGGCCUGUCGUUGCAUUGAAAUUCACUGGAACGCGUCAAUCCGCGUACACCAAUAUUUCUAUGUCUGACCUCCCGCCACUCGUUUAUUUCAUGACCUAUCUCAACAGUCGCCCAUAA